Ostrinia furnacalis (Asian corn borer) is the source of this 1469-nucleotide messenger RNA. RefSeq lists its product as uncharacterized. The transcript has 12 exons. NCBI's taxonomy places the organism in Eukaryota, Metazoa, Arthropoda, Insecta, Lepidoptera, Crambidae. The record is from RefSeq and is a predicted model, not a curated record. Bases 72 to 1469 code for a protein of 465 amino acids.
GCCGCCACCUGCUGCUGGCGCACGCCGCGCUCUACGCCUACCGCGCGCCCGACUGCAACAAGGCGGACUGCAUGAUCCACCUGGAGGGCUUCACGGUGUGCGCGGCGGGCGAGGUGAAGUCGCGCGAGCACGCCUUCAAGGUGUACCACACCGGCACCGCCUUCUACUUCGCCUGCGACAGCCGCGACAGCAUGCUGGCCUGGAUCCACCUCAUCCACCGCGCCACGCUCAACUCCGGCCCGCCGCAGAGCGACAUAUCGAAGCAGUUCUCCGAGACGGACUACUCGGACACGGAGUCGGACACGGACGGGCCGGAGCGGCGCGAGCGCGAGCGGCGCGAGGACAAGGACAAGUCCAAGUUCGGCUCGCUGCGCAAGCUGGCCGGCCGCCGCAGCGACUCGCACGAGAGCGUCGGCCACGCCUCCACCAGCCUGGACAGGAAGUACCUGCGCUUCUUCUCGCGCAACAAGACCAAGGACGACACCAAGAACGGCAAGAGCAAGCAUUCCGGUGUGCCCGUCCCGACCGAGCACUACCGCAGCUACCGGCGCGUGGAGGCGGCGGGGCGCUCGCCGGCCGCCGGGGCCCCGCCCGCUACCGGGGCCCCGCCCGCCGCCGGGGCCCCGGGCGCGCCGCCGGCCGCCGCCAAGAUCCCCAAGCCCAUCAACUACAUCCACGCGUCCAACCCGAACCUUCUCGACUUCGAGAAGAGCGACUUCGUCACGAAGCCGACGCUGCGGGUCCCGCGGCCGCGCGCCAAGCCCGAGCCGAGCCCGAUGGGGCUGGUCACGCUCGAGGAGUUCAUGCUGAACAAGCAGGCCGAGGAGCGGAAGCAGGUGUACACGAACCGCGUGCUGCUGGGCGUGGAGCGCGACCGGCCGGCCGACCUGCAGCUGCGGCUGGACCGCAUCGUGCCCGACGUCAUCUACGGCGAGCUGCGCGCCUGCGCGCACAUGCAGGGCCGCAGCCUGCCGCGCGCGCCGGCGGGCGGAGGAGCCGAGCCCGCCAGGCAGCCGCGCGACGCCGUCAAGCCGAUCUCUGUCAAAGGGAAAGACGGGUACGAGAAGCUGGUGUACCCGUCGGAAGCGGCGGCGCUGGGCUACGAGAGCAUCGACGAGCCCGCGCCGCCCGAGCGCUGGCGCGACUCGCUGCGCCGCAACGACAAGGUGCACUCGGCGCCGCGGCGGGCCGGCGCCGCGCCGCUCGUGCACGCCUCGCCGCUGCCGGCCGACAGCUGGAGCGGCAGCGGCAGCGGCGGCGGCGGCGCGGAGGGCUCGCGCCUGCGCCUGGUGCUCCGCCACGCGCGCCAGUCGCCGCCGACGAGCCGCGCGGAGCCGGCGGCGCGGGCCGGCGCGGGCGCGUGGGGCGUGUACCCGCACCUGCAGUGCCCGCCCACCUUCCAGCCCGAGAGCUACUCGCUCGCGCGCCUCGCCCCGCCCCCGCCCGCGCCCGCCCCCAGUGAACAGUAA